GGAUUCCCCCCCUUCCCUUUCCAGUGUGGCUCCCAGUGGGGGCCCGGAAUCGUGGGGCGAUCUGCCGAUGCCGCCCCCGGCUGGCUUCGAGCCUGCCUCACUGCUCUCCACCAGCAACACCCCGGAUCUCUACAAUGCGGCUAGUAUGGUCUUUGGCGAUCUGGCUGGUUCGGGUUUCUCCAGCUACGGAUUGGCGCCGGAAUCCGCGGCAGCUGUCCCCAUAACAGACAUCUUCACGAUGCAUGAAGGCUGGAGUGUGGCUGAUGGACCCUGGUUGAUUCAUGGCGAUUUUAAUGUGUGAAGAAGAGAAGAAGAGAAGGAGGAGAACAACGUGCGGAGGGGGAAAAAAGAGGAGAUUCGGA
This is a messenger RNA of Aspergillus saccharolyticus JOP 1030-1, 362 nucleotides long. RefSeq lists its product as uncharacterized. NCBI's taxonomy places the organism in Eukaryota, Fungi, Ascomycota, Eurotiomycetes, Eurotiales, Aspergillaceae. The record is from RefSeq and is a predicted model, not a curated record. Bases 68 to 301 code for a protein of 77 amino acids. The transcript has a single exon.